AUGUCUGCAAGUGGUGGACCUGCUAGCACUGAUCAAAGAGCUGGAAGACAGACAACGAAUAUUAGAGAAAUUCCAAUUCAAAGAUCGGCUUCUGCUUUUGCACCUUCUAUUGGGGGAAUUAUGGGGAGUAGUGCUAGACCGAUACAAGCUGCAGCACCUCCACCUACUCACAAUGAAUAUUAUAGAAGAGAGGUAUUAACUCGAACAUUGGUCACACGCUCUACAGAAGCUUUGAGUGCACCUCCGCCUCUAAGUCGUUCACCACCAGUUGCACCAACACUGCCUCCUACACGGCCCUUAAAUGUUGAUCUGCCUCCUAGAGAUCAACUUUCUGAGGAAUAUUGGGUUCGGUAUUCUCGCAACAUUGAAGAAGAAGAACGCCGAUUACGCUCUGAACAGGAACAUCGUCGCCGAGCAGAAGAAGAACGUCGCCUUCGAGUAGAAGAACAACGCCGCCGUCUUGAACAACAGGAACAAGAAUUGGUCGAAAAAUUGCGGAGAGAGAGAGAACAAUUGGGGAAAACAUUGGAAGCCCAAAUGCUCGACAGGGAACGUGCUGAACGUGACAGAAUACAUCAGGAUCGGUUGGAAAGGGAAGCUGCUGAACGUCGACGUAGAGAGGUGGAAAUAAUACCUUUUGGGAAUUUUUGGUAUUGGAAUGAGGAGGAGGAGAUUGUUGAUGAGGAAGCCUUUGAGGCUGUGAAUGAGGAGGAGAAUAAUCGUUAUUUCUUGCUGGAUAUUCUUUGAAAAUUGGGGAGAAAAUAAAAUUUUUUUGAUUAAAAAUUCUGUAUAGAGAACAAGUAGGGUCCCUUCCUGCCCUUACCAUACCAGUCAAAUAGAGAUCGAGAUUUUUGAAAAGCCUGGACCUGUUCAUGGACUAUGGAGUUUGAUUUCUUGACCUGGACUGGAUCCUGGGCUGUAGUCCAGGAAAACCCAGGUCCAAGAAAACCCCAGGAAGAUCAAAAAAUGCCUAGACCUGGACUCUGGGUACAGGAAAAAUCCAAGCCCUGGUCUAGAUCCAGCUCGAUCUCUACUGUCAAAUGAAGGUUUUUGGUCAGUGCUGGGUAUUGGGUAUCUUGUGGCUCCGGCUCCGACCAUUUUCACAUCUUUAAGAUAAAAAUAUUCGGAGGG
Molecule: messenger RNA, 1131 nt
Organism: Meloidogyne enterolobii
Lineage: Eukaryota; Metazoa; Nematoda; Chromadorea; Rhabditida; Meloidogynidae
Source: the annotation of a GenBank genome assembly